AUAGAAAAUGGAAAGAAGGCACUCUCCUUGUUUUCGUGGAGAAGGCUGACCAGUCUUUCUCCUUGCCGGGGGGAAGUCAGCUCUGAAAUAAUCGUACCUUCUCUGCUAUUCUGAUCGGCAGACAGAAAAACCUUGAAUUUGCUCAGGAUGAAGAUGGGGAAAAUAUACUGGAAAAAUUGGUAUUGAUUAUUGUUGCAAUCGUUAAUGAUUUGUAGAGAUUUUAUUUGAACACCAUGAGCGGGGAUCUAAACAGUGCUACCACUAAUGGCUGUGACAAUAUGUUAAAAUCACAAGAGCAACAGGCAAAGAUCGAUGAGAUAAGAAGGCUGAUAGGGCCAUUGUCUGGUAAGGCCUUGAUUUAUUGUUCCAAUGAAUCCAUCUCACGGCAUCUAAGAGCUAGGAAUUGGAAUGUCAAGAAGGCAGCUAAAAUGUUGAAACAGACCUUAAAAUGGAGAGCAGAAUACAAGCCAGAAGAAAUCCGCUGGGGAGAGAUUGCUAAUGAAGCAGAGACAGGGAAGAUUUAUAGGUCAAAUUAUACUGACAAGCAUGGGAGAACAGUCCUUGUCAUGAGACCUAGUCGACAGAACUCAGAGUCAAUAAAAGGACAGAUCAAGUAUCUGGUAUGCUGCAUGGAGAAUGCUAUCUUAAAUCUUCCAGCAGAACAGGAACAGAUGGUCUGGCUAAUUGAUUUCGAGGGUUUCAGCUUGUCGAAUAUAUCAGUGAAGGUGACACGUGAAACUGCCCAUGUCUUACAAGAUCAUUAUCCGGAAAGAUUGGGUUUGGCAAUACUGUACAAUCCACCAAAGUUCUUUGAACCGUUCUUCAAGAUGGUAAAGCCCCUAUUAGAGCCAAAGACUUAUAAUAAAGUCAAGUUUGUUUACUCAGAUGACCACAACACCAAGAAGAUUAUGGAAGAUCUGUUUGAUAUGGACAGUCUAGAGUCUUCGUUUGGUGGGAAUAAUAACUCCGAAUUUGACAUCAAUAUAUAUGCUGAGAGGAUGAGAGAGGAUGACAGGAAGAUGCCCUCUUUUUGGACAAGGGCGAACAUUCCAUCGUCAACUCCAUGUGAUGCUCCUUUAGAUCCAAUCAAGCUAGAAUCAGAUUCUGGUGCUUCUGACAAUGAAGAAAUAGACUACACCCCUGGUCAUGAGAUGAAAUUGAGGAGUACCAAACCAGAUCAGGAUAUCUUGGCUCAUCAAGGAAAUAUAAAUACCACAACAGAUUUGCGUUAGAUUGAGAUAUUGCGUGCCUUUUUCAAGGUCUGCUCGGUCAACUGUAAUGUAGCUGCGAGAUGUUAUAUUCGAGUUUGGGGCUGAGACUUCUGUCAACUCUAUGUUUUGUAGGCCCCAACAAAAAUUUAAUGUUUUCGAUUUAUACCAGUCAUCUUUUUUCUCUUCCUGCUUCAUUUUCUAAUUUGACUUUUCAUAGGCUCAAGACAAACCAUACUUUACCGCUCACAGACUUUCGUGGUUUGAUCUCUUAUAUAAGCAAAUUGAAGAGUUUAUACAUUGAUUUUA
Molecule: messenger RNA, 1517 nt
Organism: Prosopis cineraria
Lineage: Eukaryota; Viridiplantae; Streptophyta; Magnoliopsida; Fabales; Fabaceae
Exons: 6
Coding region: 234-1232 (332 amino acids)
Molecular function (GO): phosphatidylinositol transfer activity
Source: RefSeq, a predicted model, not a curated record